AUGGUUUCUUUCAAGCGGAACAAACGAAACAGGUUAUGCUUGAAUGUGACUAUUUGCGAGGCUGCAAAUUUGGUGGAACAGUCUUUGUUUUCCAAAGACAUUUUGAACAUGAGUCCAAAGUGCCAUCUAACACUGCCUCCUUCAGCCUCAUCUAAAACUCGCAAGGCUAAAGACCCAAUGAGCCCCCAUUGGAACACCACUUGUCGGUUACGUUUGAAAUCACCUCCAUUGAAGGUGACUGACAAAGAACUUCAAAGGCUACCUCCAGCCGCAUUUUUGAUAUUAACAAUACAAAUUGUGAACAAUAAAGGAUCAAAUCGAACAUAUCUUGGCGAAUUGAGAAUCGCGGUGUUGGAUCUAUUGACCCAGCUUAGAGCCAAUGCUGAGAUAGGACCCAAAUGGUACAAACUGUAUUCAUCAGAGCACGAGCAUACUUUUGUUACUGGGUCCAUCAAGUGUAAGUUUAGCUUGACUUCUCGCAGAAGAAAGUCCAGAACUCAACGUGUUGGUCCAGAAAUUGUGGUCCAACCCGAAAGCGGACCAACUGAGGUCUAUAGCGAGGAGGAAUACGAUGAAUCCGAUGAUGAAAUUAACCAAGACCAGGAUCUUAGCUCGAAAUCCGGAUUAAUUCCAGUUGAGAACGAAGACCUAGACACUUACAUUGAGCAAUUGCGACAAUUUCGUGACUUGUUGAUUGCAUAUGGCAAAAAUCCAUCGAGCUUAAUCACGAUUAACGAACAGAACUUCUACUCAGAUAUACCUGCUUUGGCCGACAGCCAGGGAGCAAGUCCGUUUGGUGAGGAGGUGGUUGAGGAGGAAUCGAGUGAUGAAGAGAACAAGGAGCCAUCGUUCUACAAAACGGCGAAUAUUUCUACCGAGUCCAUUGGCUCAUUAGUCUCUUCCACAGAUGAAAUGACCAAUUAUACAUCAGCAUCGCUUUCGGACAUGCCAUUGACCCCGCCAACAUCAUCGUCAUUGACAUCACAAAGAAGGCGUCGCUUUGGCAAGAUACGAAGAAAGCUACCAGAAGCGCAUUACGAAUUCUCCACGCAGAAAAACUUUGUGGGGAUGCUAUUUAUUGAGAUCAUAUCAGCCAGCGGGCUUCCUCCAAUGCACAACACUACCCGCACAGGCUAUGACAUGGAUCCAUUUGUGGUUAUAUCAUUUGGAACCAAAGUCUAUCGAACCUCAUGGAGAAAACAUACCCUGAACCCUAUUUUCAACGAGCGAUUGGCUUUUGAAGUGCUCGAGAACGAAAAAACAUUCAACAUCAAUUUCAACAUCCUGGACAAAGAUUAUUGGUCGUUAAACGAUCCUGUUUGUGAAGUUUCGAUUCCUAUUCGAAGAUUGAUAAGCUCUCCCAGCUCUUCAACUGAUAUGAAGGUGGUUGAGAGAGAAGAAGAGGAGAAUUUGAUUUACAGACGGAAACUCUUCGGAAGAAAUCCAAAGAAAAACGUCAGUAGCACUUACGAUGGAAGCCUUAAAACAUUGGAGGUGAAAAUGAAUUUGGAUCCUCGUAAAACAGAUAGAUAUACCAAGAUUGAAAAGGUUGAUCCAAAGUUGAAGAUUAGAGUCAGGUUUGAGUCCUAUGCUCAGUUGAGACGUCAGUUAUUCAUUUUUCUACUGAAAGAGUUCCAAGUUGAUGGAUCAUCAGAGCUGGAUAUAAUCGAGUUGGAGUCAUUUUUGGAUUCUCUUGGGUCCAAUUUGAGCGAAGAAGAUCUUGUUGAAUUCUUCGAUAGAAAUGGAAAGAAGGCAUGGCAUGGCCAGAAACUAACUUUUGACGAAAUUUCGGAUGAAUUCGAAAGAAUAUUCGAGCGCAAGCAACAGUCUCCUUCCUCUCAGGGCACACACAUAAUACAGAUUGCUAGGUGUCCAUCAUGUCUAAAGAGAGCACGUGCUCAUGAUGAUGUGGACAUAAUCAAACACCUGGCAAUUUGUUGUUCUCAAGACUGGUCAUCUGUGACGCGAAUUUUAAAACCAUCGUUCACGACUCCAUCUUCGGCCUCACGAAGAUGGUACACCAAGGCACUCAUCAAGAUAGCAUACGGAAAGAUUGAGCUGGGGAAGAAUAAUGCCAACAUUCUGGUUCAAGACAGAGAUUCUGGUCUGAUAAUUGAAGAAAAGAUGAACUUCUACGUGAGAUUGGGCAUUAGGUUGCUUUAUAGAUCUUUCAAGGGAAAGAGAAACAGUGAGAGAAUCAAAAGAAUUUUGAAGAACUUGAGUGUGAAGCAAGGGAGCAAGUUUGAUAAUCCUGCUUCGAAAUCCAAGAUCGAGUCCUUUAUCAAGUUUCACAGCUUGGACCUCACUGACUGUCUGAUUCAGGAUGUCACACAGUAUUCCAGCUUUAAUGAUUUCUUCUACAGAAAGCUGAAGCCAGAUGCUCGUCCUUUGGAAGGAUCCAGCGACAAAUAUGCCGUCAGCGGAGCGGACUGCAGAUGCUGCGUAUUCCCAUCAAUUGAGGAUUCCCGGAAAAUAUGGAUCAAGGGUAAAGACUUCACAGUGGAGAAGCUUUUGGGACCCAAAUUCUCUGCUGAGCCGUAUGCUAAUGGAUCAAUUGUGAUUUUCAGACUAGCUCCACAAGAUUAUCACAGGUUCCACAGCUCCAUUUCCGGAACAAUAACCAAGAUUGAACAGAUUUCAGGAGAAUACUACACUGUCAAUCCUAUGGCUAUUAGAUCCAGACUUGAUGUGUACGGCGAGAACACCCGUGUUAAUGUCGAAAUCAGCUCUCCAGAGUUUGGCAAAGUGAUCAUGAGCUGUGUGGGUGCGAUGAUGGUCGGAUCGAUUAUUCUCACUUGCAAAGUUGGUGACUCUAUUAGACGAGGAGACGAAGUUGGAUAUUUCAAGUUUGGUGGAUCUACUGUUCUCUUAUUGUUUGAGAAAGACCGGAUUGUGUUAGACUCUGAUCUGGUUUCCAAUUCCAAAAAUUCGAUAGAGACUCUGAUCAGGGUGGGGAUGUCGAUUGGUCAUGUUCCUCAAGUUGCCGAAUUCAAGCGUGAGCAUACUGACUUGGAGAAAGAGCCUGAAGAGACUAGAUUGAAGAUCAUCAGAACAUUGACUGGACGGCCAAUAGACGAGAGCUCAGAGAAUAUCAACAGCUGGGAGGUCCAGAACCUGGAUUUGGAUGAUGCUGUGAGUGUUGAGCUGGAAGACGAAGGGUCAGAGUCUAGUUCGUAA
This is a messenger RNA of Ogataea philodendri, 3177 nucleotides long. RefSeq lists its product as uncharacterized. The transcript has a single exon. Gene Ontology annotation, biological process: phospholipid biosynthetic process. Gene Ontology annotation, molecular function: phosphatidylserine decarboxylase activity. The record is from RefSeq and is a predicted model, not a curated record. NCBI's taxonomy places the organism in Eukaryota, Fungi, Ascomycota, Pichiomycetes, Pichiales, Pichiaceae. Bases 1 to 3177 code for a protein of 1058 amino acids.